Molecule: messenger RNA, 2008 nt
Organism: Diuraphis noxia (Russian wheat aphid)
Lineage: Eukaryota; Metazoa; Arthropoda; Insecta; Hemiptera; Aphididae
Product: acetyl-coenzyme A transporter 1-like
Biological process (GO): acetyl-CoA transmembrane transport
Cellular component (GO): membrane
Molecular function (GO): acetyl-CoA transmembrane transporter activity
Source: RefSeq, a predicted model, not a curated record
UUCUUAACAUAAUGUUAAAAUUGAAUUUGAAUAAUAAACGUAUAACGAGUUUAGUUAGUUUUCGAGAAACACUUCAGUAUAGGCACGGAAACUGCUGUGAUCGGUUGUAAUAAUAAUUUAAUUUUUUUUAUGCUUAGUGUAUAUGCGUUAUGGGUUUAGCUUGUGAAUCGUGAAGACCAAACUAUAAACAUGACUACGGUACAGCAGCUAGAAGAUGAAUUAGAAAACAUGACAGCAGAGGCAGAAGUUAAUGAAUCGAAUUYAGCUGAGAAACCAAAUUUGAAAGGAGAUUGGUUGAAUAUUUUCCUAUUAUUGUUGCUGUAUAUGAUACAAGGCAUACCAUUUGGUUUGACAUUGGCAAURCCGAUAAUUUUACAAAGCAACAAAAAUGUGUCUUACAAGGAUCAGGCUAUGUUCAGUUUAGUUGCAUGGCCGGAUAGCUUACAACUGAUAUGGGCGCCUUUGGUAGACGUGGUGUACGUACAAAAGAUUGGAAGACGAAAGUCUUGGCUCAUACCGCUCCAAUACUUGAUGGGAGCAUGCUUCAUUUAUAUGGCUGGUAAUAUUGAUGAAUGGYUGUCAGAGACCAAAAAGCCAGAUAUGCUAAACUUGGUAUCCGUAUUUGUAUUAAUGAAAAUUGUUUUUGUCACGCUAAAUAUGGUCGUCUGCGGUUGGGCGCUGACAAUGCUCAAGAGGAAUAACGUGGGUUAUGAAUCUACUUGCAAUAUGACCGGUCUGUCGGUCGGUAUAAUGAUAAGUUUUGUAUUUUCCGCCUUGUUGACCUCAGAAGACUUUAGCAACAAGCACUUACGUAUUAGACCAGAUGUGGGAGGAGUGUUCACUUUGAAGAGUUUAUUCUAUACUUGGGGUAUUAUUUUUAUAUUAAUAACUACAUUUAUUGCAAUUUUCAAAAAAGAGAAAGAUAGGAGAUUAGAAUACGACCACGURAAGCUCAACAUUGUUCAAAGCUAUUCACUAAUUUGGGCCAUUUUAAAACUACCGGCUAUUCGAUUAUUGGCAUUAAUAUUGUUGACGUAUAAGUUUCUUUUUAACAUUUUAUUUGGGGUGUUUAUUUAUUAUACACCGACAUUAAUAACAGUGAACGGGUCGGUUGAUAUUUCAACAUAUUAUUAUGCACUUUUAAUAUGUAUACUAUCAAUAAAUGAUAUUCUAGUUAAUAUUAUGAGAGUAGCUAUAUUAUCAUUUUUCUCUCAGAUAAGUGAUUCACGUUUUGGUGCUACUUACAUGUCAUUAUUGGGUACACUUGCAAGUUUCGGAGGAGCGUGGGUGUCUUCGUUCGCUAUUGGAGUUAUAGAUUUCCUAACAGUUGAAGAAUGUUCUUUAGAUCACAAGAAUAACUGCUCUACACCAAAUCUAAAAGACGUGUGUGAAACAAAAGGAGGGCAUUGCGUUAUUAUAKUGAACGGUUUCUACGUAGAAACAGCUGUUAGUACUAUAUUGGGAAUCAUUUGGUUUUGUAUUUUCAAAAAUAUCCUUAAAAAUAUUCAAGCUAAAAGUCGUUCUCAAUGGUUGGUCAAUAUAAAAGGACAAAAAUAAUGAUGUUGUAUAAUGUAUUUAAGUGCAGAUUGUUCUAUGCCUAUUUAGCUAUAGUAAUGAACAUUUUGAAGUCCUAAAUAUCUAUUGUAAUUUAUUCAUACUUUUAAUGCUUAAAUUAUAAUUCAAUAGUUUUGUUUUUACUUUUAAUUUAUUCGUAAGUUGUACAAUAUUUGAAGCAUAAUCUAACUUAAUGUAGUAACGCAGAUACACAUGAGUGUCCUGACAAAAAUAUGACAUACCUGCAGAACUGUUAUACCCUUACACCUUAGCAACGCACGGCCUCUAACGAAGAUGCUAUAAAAUUUUUUUCAUUGUUUAUGAAAGAUGUUAAAUUGUAAAAUUUAGUUUAGUUAAUAUUUAAGUAUGUAAUACAAGCCAGUGGGCCUAUUAUUGAGGUUUCAACUUAAAGAAAAAAAGAAAAAUUAUAGUCAGAUAUGGUAUUUAUAUUGAC